Messenger RNA from Mesitornis unicolor (brown roatelo), 683 nucleotides. RefSeq names its product parvalbumin, thymic. The record is from RefSeq and is a predicted model, not a curated record. The transcript has 5 exons. Gene Ontology annotation, molecular function: calcium ion binding. NCBI's taxonomy places the organism in Eukaryota, Metazoa, Chordata, Aves, Mesitornithiformes, Mesitornithidae. The coding region runs from base 80 to 409 and encodes 109 amino acids. Gene Ontology annotation, cellular component: cytoplasm; nucleus.
CUCUGGUGGAGACACACAGCAAGUACGUUCCUCCCAACCAGACUGCUUCCUUAUCCAGUCAAGACCACAAAGUUCAGCAAUGGCCAUCACUGACAUCCUUUCUGCGAAAGAUAUUGAAUCUGCUCUCUCCAGCUGCCAGGCUGAUGAUUCCUUCAAUUACAAGUCUUUCUUCUCCACGGUUGGUUUAUCCAGCAAAACUCCUGACCAGAUAAAGAAAGUUUUUGGAAUCCUUGAUCAGGACAAGAGUGGUUUCAUCGAAGAAGAUGAGCUUCAGCUGUUUCUGAAGAAUUUCUCUUCGAGUGCCAGAGCCCUCACCUCUGCGGAGACCAAGGCUUUUCUGGCUGCAGGUGACACUGAUGGUGAUGGCAAAAUUGGAGUGGAAGAAUUCCAAUCUCUGGUGAAGGCAUAAACAGCAUUAGACCAAAGGCAACCUUGGACUGACUCUCCAAUUACCUCGUCCAACAAGCACUUCACACUCAGCAUGUGUUUGUACAUUUUUAUAUUGUUUCAGGCAUUAACAAUUCCCCUUACACCAAGUUCACACAUGGUAUUAAUGAGAAAUCUUGCAACGUACACUUGUUUUGGUCACGUGGUAUUGUUACAUUUCCAUUGUAAAGAAGGCACUUUGUGAUUUUCAACCACUCAUAAUGGUGAAAUUGUGGCUGGAAGAGGAGAGAAAAAAA